UAAAACUCAACUCAAUUUGUCUUUCGUUUUGGUUCUUCGCUCUUUCUCUCACAGAAAGUUGUUCGCAAACAGGAGUUCUUCAUUAUCUGCACUUACUUCACGCGCACACAUCAUCUGAGGAUCAUGGCCACUCCCAUGGUUGAGGACGACGAUCAGCUAGGUUCUAUGUCGACAGAUGAUUUAAGUAGGGCUUCUCGACUUCUAGAUACUGAGAUUCGAGUGCUCAAGGAAGAGUUGCAGAGAUCCAAUCUGGAAUUGGAUUCCUUCAAGGAAAAGAUAAAGGAGAAUCAAGAGAAAAUAAAACUCAACAAGCAGCUUCCAUAUCUGGUCGGCAACAUAGUGGAGAUUUUGGAAAUGAAUCCAGAGGAUGAGGCUGAGGAAGAUGGUGCUAAUAUUGAUCUUGAUUCACAAAGGAAGGGUAAAUGUGUUGUAUUGAAAACGUCUACACGCCAGACAAUUUUUCUGCCCGUGGUUGGUCUGGUUGAUCCUGAUAAGCUAAAGCCCGGUGAUUUGGUUGGGGUGAACAAAGAUAGUUAUUUGAUAUUGGAUACCCUGCCAUCUGAAUAUGAUUCCCGAGUCAAGGCUAUGGAGGUUGACGAAAAGCCCGUAGAAGACUACAACGAUAUUGGAGGGCUUGAGAAGCAGAUCCAAGAACUAGUUGAGGCUAUUGUUUUGCCGAUGACUCACAAGGAACGGUUCCAGAAACUAGGAAUUCGUCCUCCCAAAGGAGUGCUUCUGUAUGGACCUCCUGGGACUGGGAAGACUUUGAUGGCCCGUGCAUGUGCAGCCCAAACCAAUGCUACUUUUCUGAAGCUAGCAGGUCCGCAACUUGUACAGAUGUUCAUUGGGGAUGGAGCAAAACUUGUUCGUGAUGCUUUUCUACUUGCGAAGGAGAAAUCUCCUUGUAUUAUUUUUAUAGAUGAAAUUGAUGCUAUAGGCACAAAGCGAUUUGACAGUGAAGUCAGCGGGGAUAGAGAGGUUCAACGAACAAUGUUGGAGUUGCUCAAUCAGCUUGAUGGAUUUAGUAGCGAUGAACGGAUAAAGGUGAUAGCUGCAACAAAUAGAGCUGAUAUUUUGGAUCCUGCACUCAUGCGUUCUGGUCGAUUAGAUCGUAAAAUUGAGUUUCCUCAUCCCACUGAAGAAGCCAGAGCUCGAAUUUUGCAGAUCCACUCUAGAAAGAUGAAUGUUCACCCAGACGUCAAUUUUGAGGAGCUUGCUCGUUCCACCGAUGAUUUUAAUGGGGCACAGUUGAAAGCUGUUUGUGUGGAGGCAGGCAUGCUAGCUCUUCGCCGUGAUGCCACUGAGGUGAACCAUGAAGACUUCAACGAGGGUAUUAUCCAAGUUCAGUCUAAGAAGAAAGCAAGCUUGAAUUAUUAUGCAUAGAUUCCGAGUCUCAGAAGAUUGUACCAGUUGAGGCUGGUGGUGGAGAAGUGCUGCAGACUGUUUACCAUCCUUGUAGCGAUAACUUUCCUUCAAACUGCUGAAUUAUGUAACACUAAUUUUUCUUCAAUUUUAGUUCCAAAUUAGACUGGAUGUCAUUGAUGGUACUGUAGUUGAUUUGAUACAGGUGGACAUCCAGUAGUAUUUGGGUUGUAUGUAGUAAGAACAACAGCAAAGUCCUGGGUUUGAUUUUGAUAAUUUAUCCAUCCCUCUCAGGUUACUAUAUAACAAAAAAUGGUUCUGUCA
Messenger RNA from Cornus florida, 1686 nucleotides. Its product is annotated as 26S proteasome regulatory subunit 6A homolog A-like. Gene Ontology annotation, cellular component: proteasome regulatory particle, base subcomplex. The transcript has 10 exons. Gene Ontology annotation, biological process: proteasome-mediated ubiquitin-dependent protein catabolic process. Bases 124 to 1383 code for a protein of 419 amino acids. Gene Ontology annotation, molecular function: ATP binding; proteasome-activating activity; ATP hydrolysis activity. The record is from RefSeq and is a predicted model, not a curated record. Lineage: Eukaryota; Viridiplantae; Streptophyta; Magnoliopsida; Cornales; Cornaceae.